AUGAACCAGGAAAAAGUGGCCAAGCUGCAGGCACAAGUGGGCAUUGGUGGGAAAGGAACUGCUCACAGAAAGAAGAGGGUGACUCACAGAACAGCCACAGAAGAUGAUAAAACACUGCAGUUCUCCUUAAAGAAGUUCUCUGGUAUUGAAGUGGUGAACAUGUUCACAAACCAAGGAACAGUGAUCCAUUUUAACAACCCUAAAGUUCAGGCUUCUCUGGUAGCAAACACCUUCACCAUUACAGGCCACGCCGAGACAAAACUUGCCAAUGCGAAGGAGUACCUCUUCAAGUUUAGUGGCCUCCUUUGCAGCCUAUCGGCCUUGGUGUUCGAGAUAGUCAUCGCAAGCAGCAAAUUCUGGCGCCUCUGGGAAUUCGAUGACAAGCUUGUGCAAUUUGUGUCUUUCGGACUGUGGGAAGCUUACUACCCUCAAGAAUUUAAUGUUUCAGGCACUGUAACCAAGAUUCUGGUGCACACCCCUAUCAAUUCCACGUGGACCAUUUCACCUGAAUUUGAGUACACACGGGCCCUGAUAAUGGGGACUGUUUUGAUGAAGCCUGUAGUUCUGAUUUUCGGUGCAAUUGCCAUUAAGAUUGGCUUCAUGAAAGACCCAUUUAUUGAGAUGCAGUUAUAUUGCUACAAGGUUGCUGCCUUAGUUUUGUGUGUUAGCAGCAUCUUCACAUUUGUUUCUGUGAGCUGGAACCACUUUGUAGAUCAUUAUGGCCAAACCACUCUUGACUUUCCACCUGACUUUCCAGUUAAAAAAGAAGCCUUAAUAAGCAAACACUAUACUGUUGUGUUCCCAAUAGGGGUACUGAUUGCCACUAUGUCACUCUUUGGUGUUACCUUCUUUCUCUUUGAGAUAAACUCUUUGAAACUAAAGAGUCAGGUGAAGGCCAAGUGUGCUUCCAUCGUGGCCGAUCAAGAGAUAUGA
Microtus ochrogaster (prairie vole) is the source of this 933-nucleotide messenger RNA. RefSeq lists its product as uncharacterized. Lineage: Eukaryota; Metazoa; Chordata; Mammalia; Rodentia; Cricetidae. The record is from RefSeq and is a predicted model, not a curated record. The transcript has 2 exons. The coding region runs from base 1 to 933 and encodes 310 amino acids.